This is a messenger RNA of Nannospalax galili (Upper Galilee mountains blind mole rat), 4512 nucleotides long. RefSeq lists its product as uncharacterized. The record is from RefSeq and is a predicted model, not a curated record. Gene Ontology annotation, molecular function: RNA-DNA hybrid ribonuclease activity; nucleic acid binding; aspartic-type endopeptidase activity. NCBI's taxonomy places the organism in Eukaryota, Metazoa, Chordata, Mammalia, Rodentia, Spalacidae. Gene Ontology annotation, biological process: proteolysis; DNA integration; virion assembly.
AUGGAACGGGCCCGGGAGCAGGUCCAGUACUGGCCUUUUUCAGCCUCUGACUUGUAUAAUUGGAAAACUCAUAACCCCUCUUUUUCUCAGGACCCUCAGGCUCUAACUGCUUUAAUAGAGUCUAUCCUCCUCACCCACAAAACCAGCUGGGAGAAUCGCCAACAACUCCUCCAGGUGCUUUUAACCACAGAGGAGAGACAGUGAGUCAUCCUAGAAGCCUGGAAAAACGUGCUUGGGCAGGAUGGGAGACCCACUCUACUCCCAAAUGAAAUAGAUGAAGGAUUUCCUCUGACCCUACCCAAUUGGAACCUCGAGACUGUGGCCGGUAGGGAGCGUCUCCGUCUUUAUCACCAGACUCUGAUAGCGGGUUUCAAAGGGGCCGGAAGGCGCCCAACCAAUUUGGCAAAGGUACGUGCUAUAACUCAGGGGGAAAAUGAAACCCCCGCAGGGUUCCUAGAGCAUUUAAUAGAGGGAUAUCGGAUGUACACCCCUUUUGACCGCACGGCCCAGGAGCGUCAGGCAGAUCUUAUUAUGGCCGUUAUAGGACAAUCAGCCCCUGACAUUCGUGGUAAUGUCCAAUGGCUAGAAGACCUUCAGGGGUACUCUUUGCAGGACUUAGUGAGAGAAGCUGAAAGAAUCUAUAAGAGGCGGGAAACAUUAGAGGAAAGAGAGGACAGAAUCAGAAAGGAACAGGAAGCUAGAGAAGAUAAGAGAGAGAAAAAGAGAAAUAAGGAAUUAAGUCGAGUUUUGACCACAGUAGUCCAGGGAACAGGACCAGGGAGGGACCUGGGAGACAAAAGGAGGCCUCAAGUAGACAAAGAUCAAUGUGCCUAUUGCAAAGAAAGAGGACAUUGGGCUCGAGAAUGUCCAAAGAAGCUGAACAAAUCUCAAAAGAAAAUAACCAGUCCUGACUCUAGGGGACUAAGGCAGUCGGGGCCAGGAGCUGCCCCUGAGCCCAGGGUAACUUUAAAGGUAAGGGGGCAAUUGACUACUUUCAUGGUCGACACAGGAGCCCAACACUCGGUCUUGACCACAACUGAAGGGCCCAUGAGUUCCAAAACAGCCUGGGUCCAAGGGGCCACCAGAGGAAAAACAUACAGAUGGACCACAGAAAGAAAAGUGGACCUCAGCAUGGGACAGGUCUCCCACUCGUUCCUGCUGGUCCCCAACUGUCCAUAUCCCCUUCUUGGGAGAGAUUUACUCUCUAAGCUGGGAGCCCACAUCCACUUCACCAGAAAGGGAGCUACCCUAGAAGGAAAGGAUGGAGCUCCACUACAAGUGUUAACCCUGAGACUGGAAGAUGAACAUCAGUUAUAUGAAGGACUGAUAGUAGGAACUCCUGGUAUACCUAAUUAGCUAGCUAAAUUCACCUCAGCAUGGGCUGAGAUAGGAGGCCCGGGACUGGCACUCAACCAGCCUCCAAUAGUGGUCACUCUACAACCAUCUGCAACCCCGGUUUCAAUCAAACAAUACCCUAUGAGCAGAGAGGCUUGAGAGGGAAUCAGGCACCACAUUCAAAGACUUUUACAAAUAGGUAUACUCCGCCCCUGUCAGUCCCCUUACACCCCACUGCUCCCCGUGAGAAAGCCAGGAACGAAUGAUUAUCGACCAGUCCAAGACCUAAGAGAAGUUAAUCAGAGAAUAGAAGAUAUACACCCCACCAUUCCCAAUCCCUACAAUCUCCUGAGCUCCUUGCCUCCCAGUCACAGGUGGUAUACUGUAUUUGACCUGAAGGAUGCGUUUUUCUGUCUGAGACUGAGCCCGGUUAGCCAACCUAUCUUCGCGUUCGAAUGGAAGGACCCUGAAGCUGGAAUAUCAGGGCAACUAACCUGAACACGACUUCCCCAAGGAUUCAAGAACUCCCCUACUCUGUUUGAUGAAGCUCUACAUCGUGAUUUGGCUCAAUUCCCGGUAAGAAACCUACAGAUCAUGCUUCUUCAAUAUGUGGAUGACCUCCUCUUAGCGGUUGAGACAGAAGCUGAGUGUCUGCAAGGUACGGAGGCUCUCCUAUUGAGACUGGGGGAACUUGGAUAUCGGGCCUCGGCAAAGAAAGCCCAGAUCUGCCUACAGCAGGUGAACUAUUUGGGCUAUAGGUUGGAGGGAGGGCAACGUUGGCUAACGUAAAGCAGGAAACAAGCGGUAGCCUCUAUCCCCCCACAAACCUCAGCUAGAGGACUCAGAGAGUUCUUGGGAAGCGCAGGAUUCUAGUACUGACUGGGCUUCACUGAAAUAGCAGCUCCUCUAUAUCCUUUAACAAAGAAUGGGACCCCUUUCGUCUGGGCAGAAGAACACCAGAGAGCUUUUGACAAAAUAAAAAGAGCGCUGUUGACGGCUCCAGCUCUAGGAUUACCAGACUUGACAAAACCUUUCAUCUUAUACAUAGAUGAAAAUAAAGGGAUGGCAAAAGGAGUUCUUACUCAGACUUUGGGACCCUGGAAAAGGCCAGUGGCUUAUCUCUCAAAGAGACUGGACAAUGUGGCCACUGGCUGGCCCCCAUGCUUGAGAAUCAUGGCAGCAAUAGCAUCCCUGGUAAAAGAUUCACACAAACUCACCAUGGGUCAGCCCCUAACUAUCAUAACACCACAUGCGGUGGAGUCCAUCAUUAGACAGCCCCCUGACAGAUGGCUGUCAAAUGCCAGGGUGACCCAUUAUCAGGCACUACUACUGAAUCCAGAACAGAUCAAGUUUGGUAGCCCUGCCACCCUAAACCCCGCCACACUGCUACCGGCACCCGAAAAGGGCACUGAGAUUCCCCAUGACUGCCAGCAGAUACUUGCAGAGACUCAUGGGACUAGGGAAGACCUGACCAACCAGACCCUGACGGAUGCGGAUGCCACUUGGUACACGGAUGGAAGCAGCUUUCUGCGGGACGGUGAGUGAAAAGCGGGGGCGGCGGUGGUUGAUAGAGAAAAGAAAAUCUGCACCCAAGCCCUGCCGGCCGGGAUAUCGGCCCAGUGGGCAGAACUGGAAGCUUUAACCCAGGCCCUCAAGUUAGCAAAGGUCAAAAAGGUCAAUAUCUACACUGAUAGCCGCUAUGCGUUUGCCACAGCCCAUGUACAUGGGGAAAUUUACCGGAGGCGGGGGCUCCUCAGCUCGGCUGGUAAGGACAUUAAAAACAAGGAAGCAAUAGUGGCCCUUCUACAAGCUUUGUAUUUACUUAAAAAGGUCAGCAUUAUUCAUUGCUCUGGACAUCAGCGAGACCAGGGGCCGAUUGCUCGGGGCAUUCAGAUGGCAGAUGAAAUUGCCCACCAAGCAGCAGAGGGCACCUGUAUUCUCUACGCCCAAUCGUCACCGGAGGCUGAGAUCACGGAGGAAUCAGAAAAAGAUCUCUUCAUUUAUUCCGAGCAAGACCUAAAAGUAGCCCAGGAGUUGGUGAUGGAUCCUGAAACUAAAAUGUGGAGAUAUCGGGAUCGAAUCAUACUACCCCAAAAGACAGCCCUUGAGUUAAUCUCCCAACUCCACCAGUGGACACACCUAGGACACAAGAAACUAAAAACAUUACUAGAAAGAGAAGAACAAUUCCAUUAUUUCCCGGACCUUAACCAGCUAGUCCAGAAGGUAGUGGGAGAUUGUGUCUCAUGUUCCUUGGUGAAUGCUUCUAGAUCAAAGGUCCCAUGUGGCAUGAGAGAAAGAGGGACACGAACAGGGACUAAUUGGGAAAUGGAUUUUACUGAGGUCCUACCAGGGAAGUAUGGUUAUAAAUAUCUCUUAGUGUUUAUAGCCACUUUCUUGGGGUGGGUUGAAGCUUUCCCCACCCGGAAGGAAACAUCCCAGACUGUGGUGAAGAAAUUAAUCGAAGAAAUCUUCCCUUGAUUCGGACUGCCCAAGGUAAUUGGAUCUGAUAAUGGCCCAGCCUUCGUCUCCCAGGUAAGUCAGGGAAUGGCCAAAGCAUUGGGGAUUAAUUGGAAAUUACAUUGUGCUUACAGACCCCAAAGUUCAGGACAGGUAGAAAGAAUGAAUAGAACCAUUAAAGAGACCUUAACCAAAUUAGCUCUAGAGACUGGCACUAAAGACUGGGUGCAGCUCCUACCUCUAGCCCUAUUUCGGGCUAGAAAUACUCCUGCUAUAUAUGGCCUAACCCCCUAUGAAAUCCUCUUUGGAGGACCGCCUCCUGUCCUCAAUGUAACCUUGUCUUCCUUGCCCUCUUCUUUUGAUAACCCCAGCCUGGAAACAAGACUUCAUGCCCUCCAGAUAAUCCAGAACCAGGUUUGGAGGCCUUUGGCUGCUGUCUACCGGCCUGGGAAUCCACAAACGCCCCACUCCUACCAAAUUGGAGAUCAGGUGUAUGUGAGAAGACACAACGUAAAGACUGUUGAACCACGGUGGAAAGGACCCUACACGGUUCUCCUGACUAUGCCCAUGGCCCUCAAGGUAGACGGGAUUUCGGCCUGGGUCCAUGCUUCCCAUGCCAAAAGAGCCCCAGCCCAGGAGGACGCUGGAAAAUGGCAUCUCCACAAGACAUCCAACCCUCUAAAAAUAAGACUCUCCAGAUAUGAUUCUACUUGUUUGUAG